Molecule: messenger RNA, 630 nt
Organism: Hemibagrus wyckioides
Lineage: Eukaryota; Metazoa; Chordata; Actinopteri; Siluriformes; Bagridae
Product: C-C motif chemokine 4-like
Exons: 3
Coding region: 109-438 (109 amino acids)
Biological process (GO): immune response; positive regulation of ERK1 and ERK2 cascade; inflammatory response
Cellular component (GO): extracellular region
Molecular function (GO): chemokine activity; CCR chemokine receptor binding
Source: RefSeq, a predicted model, not a curated record
UGUAUAUAUAAGAUGGAGAGAAGCUCUCUCCUCCAGCACCCGACUCUUCUCUCCUGAUCUCUUACUCGGCUCCGUCUCUCUCUGUGAGAAACCAGACCUUCUGCUAGGAUGAAGAACCUGAUGGCUCUGCUGUUUCUGAUGUCUUUUUGCUUUCUUCAGCUGGUGUUUAACGCUCCCACUGGUUUUGACCACAAGACUUCAUGCUGUUCAAACAUAACUAAUAUGAGGAUCCCAGUAAAGAACAUUGUUAAACACUGGUGGAUCAGCAGCGACUGCCCCAAAAGGGCCAUUGUCUUUGAGACAAAUAAUAAAGAAAAGGGAAUUGAGAAGAAAUUCUGUGUGGAUCCUACUGCUGGCUGGGUCAAGAACUACAUGAAAGCAGUGGAUCAAAAAAACAAAGCCGCAGUGUCUCUGCAAACCUCACAGCCUCAGCAAUAGUUGACUUUGACACAGAACACUAAAUUAAUAUUUACAUAUCCACUGUCCUUAUGGUGUUAAUUACGAGAUCAGUAUCACCGUCUGUGUCAUCUUUAUGUUUGUUCCCAUUUUAAUUCCAAUAAAUGAAAUAUUGAUGUACACGUCACAUGCAACUAUUCUAAUAAAGACUCUUGCUCUGCAGUAAAUAUUAUG